Microtus ochrogaster (prairie vole) is the source of this 5341-nucleotide messenger RNA. RefSeq names its product zinc finger and BTB domain containing 43 (gene Zbtb43). Bases 173 to 1684 code for a protein of 503 amino acids. Gene Ontology annotation, molecular function: RNA polymerase II cis-regulatory region sequence-specific DNA binding; protein binding; DNA-binding transcription factor activity, RNA polymerase II-specific. NCBI's taxonomy places the organism in Eukaryota, Metazoa, Chordata, Mammalia, Rodentia, Cricetidae. The transcript is spliced from 4 exons. The record is from RefSeq and is a predicted model, not a curated record. Gene Ontology annotation, biological process: regulation of transcription by RNA polymerase II.
CGCGGUGGCGGCGAAGACUAAGGCCUUGGUGCGGUUGGUUUGGACGCUCCAGUAGGCUGGAGCUGCGAGCGCGGAGCCGUCGGCAGAUUGCUCUUUAAUGGCCAUGGCAUAAGGAACAGUAUCACCAGGAAGACAGCUUUACACUGGUGUUGCAUUAACUUUUCCUAGGGAGAUGCGAGCAAACGAGUAUUCAUCCCAGAUAGGGCACCAAGGACAGAACAGAGUACGAUUCCACCAAAGUCCAACUUGGCGAACCACACUGAACAGAAUUGGUGAUGAAAUGGAGCCUGGAACAAACUCUUUUCGAGUAGAGUUUCCAGAUUUUUCCAGCACCAUUCUUCAGAAACUAAACCAGCAGCGACAACAAGGACAGUUAUGUGACGUCUCCAUUGUAGUCCAAGGCCACAUUUUCCGGGCACACAAAGCCGUUCUUGCUGCCAGUUCACCCUACUUUUGUGACCAAGUACUCCUAAAAAACAGUAGGAGAAUUGUUUUGCCUGAUGUGAUGAACCCAAGAGUGUUUGAGAACAUUCUCCUAUCUAGCUACACAGGACGCCUUGUGAUGCCUGCUCCAGAAAUUGUUAGUUACUUAACAGCAGCCAGCUUCCUGCAGAUGUGGCAUGUGGUGGACAAGUGCACUGAGGUUCUGGAGGGAAACCCCACAGUUCUGUGUCAGAAACUAAAUCAUGGCAGUGACCACCAGUCUCCCAGUAGCAGUAACUACAAUGGCCUGGUAGAGAGCUUUGAGCUGGGCUCUGCGGGGCAUACUGAUUUCCCCAAAGCGCAGGAACUGAGGGAUGGUGAAAAUGAAGAAGAAAGCACCAAAGAUGAGCUGUCAUCUCAGCUCACUGAGCAAGAGUACUUGCCCAGUAACUCGUCCACAGAGCAUGACCGACUGAGCACCGAGAUGGCAAGCCAGGAUGGGGAGGAGGGGGCCAGCGACAGCGCUGAGUUCCACUACACCCGGCCUCUGUACAGCAAGCCCAGCAUAAUGGCUCACAAACGCUGGAUCCAUGUGAAGCCUGAGCGCCUGGAACAGGCGUGUGAGGGCAUGGAUGUCCAUGCAGCCUAUGACGAGCACCAGGUCACCGAGUCCAUCAACACCAUGCAGACAGAGCACUUGGUCCAGCCUUCAGGAGUGGAGGAAGACUUCCAGGUUGUGGAGAAGAAAGUGGAAGCAGAGUUUGAUGAGCAAGCAGAGGAGAGCAACUAUGACGAACAGGUGGACUUCUAUGGCUCCUCCAUGGAAGAGUUUUCUGGAGAAAGGUUGGAUGGGAACUUAAUUGGGCAUAGACAGGAGGCUGCCCUCGCAGCCGGCUACAGUGAGAAUAUUGAAAUGGUGACGGGGAUAAAAGAAGAGGCGUCCCACUUAGGAUUCUCAGCCACUGACAAGCUGUAUCCUUGUCAGUGUGGGAAAAGUUUCACACACAAGAGUCAGCGAGAUCGACACAUGAGCAUGCACCUCGGUCUUCGCCCUUAUGGCUGUGGUGUCUGUGGUAAGAAAUUCAAAAUGAAGCACCAUCUCGUGGGUCACAUGAAAAUUCAUACAGGCAUAAAGCCCUACGAAUGUAAUAUCUGUGCAAAGAGGUUUAUGUGGAGGGACAGUUUCCACAGGCAUGUGACUUCUUGUACCAAGUCCUAUGAAGCUGCAAAGGCUGAGCAGAAUACAACUGAGGCUAACUAAAAAUAGGGUCUGGCCCUUGAGUGGCAUGCACAAAAAUAAACUAUGGUAAUUAAUGCAAAUCUGGGCACAGAUGAUGCGUGCCACUUGCUAUUAUGAGAGAAGCUUAAAAAGAAAAAAAAGGAAGAUAUUUCUGAAAGACCAGCUCUAAGUAGGCCAAUUAAAAAAAUUUAAUUCCUCAAAUUUAUAUGUUCUGGUCCUGGCCUAGAAUGGAUGAUGGGGAUAAGUUCACCCAGUGCCCAGCUGGCAAGACAGCCUUUCCAGCUAGCAGUGACUGAGGCAGUGGACUUGGUGGCAGACUAACCCACCAGUGCACUCAGGUCGUAGCAGUUUUCUAUCAUGCAGUGCCCUGGGGUCAGGGUGCUGCAGGGUGCUGCUCCUGGUUGCUGCAGAGUUGUGAGGCUUUGCGUUGGUAGUGCAUCACUGGAUGCUGCUCUCCUCGAGACUACAGCAGCCUGACUCCUAGGCUGAGAUGUGAACAGAGCUCUUUCAUGUCUAGUUUCAUGCUUUCUAAAGUUCUAGCUGAAACUAUGGCGAUGUUAGAUAGACCCGAGUCCAAAACAGGUGACAUGGCUCCUGUCAUAGUGCUUCAGACUCUUGACAAAGCACGAUUGUGUGUUUAGUUCUAAUUGGGAUUGAACCAUUGUGUCUCCUUUUAAGUCUAUGGGUGACAGAGAUAGGUGUUUCUAGUUGGUUUGUAACCCUAAGCUUCCUCAUUUAAUGGUAGCAUCCGGGCUAGACUUCCAGCCUGCAGUGACUCAACACAGUACUGGCAGUGUCCUGUGGCCCCCUGCCUUAGAUCAUGGUGCUUCCCAACAAGGGUUAGCCAGGGAUGCAUGGCUAAGAGUUACCUGUGAGCGGGACACUCCCAUGCUCAGAGUGAGAGAGAGUGUUGGCAGAAGCAGCAACUUAUAAACAGAAGGCUAUACUUAAGAAAAGUCUCAAAAAUACAUUGGUCUGGGGGAUGUGGUUCAGAGGGUACACUGAACAACACUGUCACUCCGCUCAUCAUGAGACCAGGAAUGUGAGUUCAAAGUGGGAAGGGGGUCCUACCUUGAGCAACGUCAUCUAACAGAUGAUGUUCCGUAGUCGGAGAGAAAGCUGCACACAUUCACAAGUCCCAGUAGCUUAUACCCGCUCAGGGAAGAAAGGCCGCCCACCCUGCAUGGCCUGAUCUGCCUGGAGUUGGAAAGAAGUCUUGUGUUUAAGCAUGUGAUAGGCCUGAGGCUCUUACUGGGGUGUCUAGUGUGCUUUUCUUGACUGGGAUCGCAUUCUGACCAAAGGCAGCUCAGGGGAGAAAGGGUCUUUGUCAGCUUACACUACCAUGUCACAAUCCAUUCCUGACGGAUUUUCAGCAGGAACUUGAAUAUUGACAGGCAAGACUAUCAACCACAGAUGUGCCCACAGGUUGCUCUGAUUUGAGCAAUCCCUCAACUGAGACCCCCUUCCCAGAUAACUCUAGGCCACAUUAAAUUGUCAGAGCAAGCUAGACAACAGGGCAGGGUGUUGCUUCUAUGUCAUCUAUUAUUAUUGCUAAGUAGAAACUUCUUUUUCUUAAAAUAAAAAUUAUUUUUCUUGGCUUUGGGGUGAAAUUUUGUUUUUAAAGUUUGUCUUUCUCUAAUGUGACAGACAUUUCUGGCAAGGGUUUCUGAUCAUAAGGCUUCUGACACCUUUGACCUUUGUUUGAAAAGGGGAAAGAAAAUUGGGACUGCCAGUAAAUGCUUAUGAUCAAGAUUGUGAAACAGGGAUCUAUUUAUGAACACUGUAUCAAUCUUGGUAUACAAAAGCACUUUGUAUUUAAAACUUUGUUAUAAGUAUAGGUGUAGAUUUUUUUUUAACCUAGAAACUAGAUAAUUACCUCCUAGUGGUUUGGUACAUUCAGAUGAUCACCCAUCUCCCAGUGUGGAAAUCUGCCAGUCAGCGGUGGUCCUCUGUGGCCCUAAGAAGUGCAUGGAGGGGACUGUACAGUCAGCUCACACUUGCCUCCUAGUCUCACGGAGAGGCCAGUGGGUUUAGGGAUGACCCUGAGAUGUGUGAGGAUGAAGUCUUUGCAGCUUCUAGUAAUUUCUACCUGAGGCAGUUGAACCAUUCUGUAGUCAGGAGCUGCUCCCACCCCUGCAUGCAUGGUGACAAAGCUUUUCAGCUGGAGUGGGGCAGACCCUGUGAAUAGGUAGGGUGUCCUAGGUCCAGGAGGCAGAGAAAUAACCAUAGUCUAGGCAUUAAUUAAAUUGAGGCUUCUGGCCUGCCUUUCCCAUCAGGGGUCCUUCCUAGCACCCAGCUGUGCUGUGGUGCUGGUCUCCUCACCACUGCCUUAGGAAAGCCCCGCCCUUCCAGACAAGCUUGAAUAGUUGUGGACAACACUGUCCGGCGUUCAGGGACUUGACAGUGGCCCAUCAGCAAGGUGUUUGUUAUCUACUUUGAGCCUUGACUUCUCCAGGCCUUAUAGGAAAGGGCUUCCAGGCCCUUGACUUCUCCAGGCUUUAUAGGAAAGGGCUUCCAGGACCCCCGGUUGCAUUUCACAAUCUGCAUGCGCCAUGCCUUCAGUCUUGGAUGCACACGUCAGUGAGCUGCAUGAUCCAGCUCCUCAUGUGCGCUUGUUCUUAGCCCUGGCCCAUUGCCUUGGAUUUCUAGAGCUCACCUUCUCUGGCCUGGUUCUUAAGAGCCUGCCCUAAAGGAUUCCCUCCAUUGCAGGGGCGUUUACUGAACUACUCUUACCCUGAACAGGCUUCGGGCCAUGGGCUACACUACAAAGGGUGGCACACCCUGAGCUGGUGUUGAAGGGAAGGUGAGGAACAAAGGCUGUGCUGCAUUCUGGGAAAUGUGUGCUGCUGCAGGGUCCCCAAGGUCGGGCUGAAGCUUUGCCUCUCCCACUGUGGGAAUGCUGGGGACCAAGGGCAGGGUUGCCCUUGGCCUCCUGUGCUUUAGGUUGCUUUGACUGGUAACUAACAUUAUCCAAUGAAUCCAGGGUUGCUUUGGGUUUUUUUCUUUUUUUUUUCUCUGCUAUUUACAUAUUUAAAGGUACUAGUUUCUAAUUGCAAAUCUCUACUGACAGCACCCUGUGGGAACAUGCUGGAACACCUUUGCAAAUGUGAUUUUUUUUUUUCUUUUUAAAUGUUGCUUGAAGCCUGUGUCAUGUCAGUUGCUGCUGCCUCUUUUCUUUUUAUGAGGUUCCCGAUGUUUCUUCCAGAAAGUUACUUUAUUUAUGCAAGUCAGGUGACUCUUGGGCCACAGAACCGUGGGGUGAUAAGCAGAUCGUCAUUAGGUGCAUAUCAUGGAUACUUGUGAACGCCUGUGUUGCAGAAGUUAAAUAGUUCUUUCUAGAAUUGCUGUCCUCAGUGUACAGCGUGGUUUUAACUGAAUGUUACUGUUUAAUAUUUUCUUCUUAUAGAAGAGACCAUGCCCUUUUGUAUGACACGUUUUAAUAAAUGUUACCUGUCCAUUUUGUACAAAGUUGCGUCUUGUUUUUCACUUUGGUUCUGCCUUUUGUAGCCUGAGAUUAAAGUUGUGUCAUCACCUUUCUAUAAGUAAAAACCACGUAGGCUGCUGGCUGGCAAGAGCAGUGAGUGACGGGUCUCAGUGUGGGUGCUGAUCCUUAUCUCAUACAAACCCACCUGCCAGGAGGGUCAGGUGUUUAGCAUUUACUCUGCAAGAUUUUCUGAG